Culex pipiens pallens (northern house mosquito) is the source of this 1380-nucleotide messenger RNA. Its product is annotated as RNA-binding protein with serine-rich domain 1-A-like. The coding region runs from base 159 to 1124 and encodes 321 amino acids. Gene Ontology annotation, molecular function: RNA binding. NCBI's taxonomy places the organism in Eukaryota, Metazoa, Arthropoda, Insecta, Diptera, Culicidae. The record is from RefSeq and is a predicted model, not a curated record. Gene Ontology annotation, cellular component: cytoplasm; nucleoplasm; ASAP complex. The transcript is spliced from 3 exons. Gene Ontology annotation, biological process: mRNA splicing, via spliceosome.
GCAUCGCGAACACGAACAGAAAAAAGCGACUUUUCGUUCCUCGGCCAUCAUUUUUACGCGCAUCGCAGGCUGCCAUUGCUUGGCAAACGUUUUGGGUACUAAUUUUCCGGUGAAAAUCCAGCUUUUCGACGCAGAUUCCUGCCGUCGCUACGAGAACAAUGGCUCGUUCGAAGAAUCGCUCCGAGUCGGCCGAAUCCGACAAGGAGAAGGACAAGCAGAAGCAGCGGGGCCGGGAGAAGGACCGCAAAAAGCGUAGCAACUCGAGCAGUAGCGAUAGCAGCGGAAGCUCGUCGGAUAGCAGUUCGUCCCGGAGCAGUUCCGGAUCGCGGUCCAGUUCUUCGAGCAGCAGUUCGUCUUCAUCGAGCUCGUCGUCCUCGUCAAGCAGCGGGGGAGAACGUCGCACGACCAAGCGCAAGACCGCAACCCGUUCGCCGAGCCCACCGGCAAAGGAAGCCCCGCCGAAGGAGGCCAGCAAACCGGUUCGUCCCAAGUCGAAGGAGCGGACGGAGCGCCGUGGCAGCGUUGACCGUGACAAUGAUAAGGAAAAUAAACAGACCAAGACCGGCGGCCCUGCGGCGUCAUCUCCGGAACGGCCAAGCAAGGACGGCCGCAGUCGUCGCUCGCGGUCCGGUUCGAAACGUCGCCGGAAGGAACGGUCCGUAACACCGCGCCCAACCAGAAUACACGUUGGUCGGCUUACCCGGAACGUCGUCAAGGACCACAUUCUGGAGAUCUUUGGCACGUACGGUGAAAUCCGUUCCGUAGACUUCCCCGUCGACCGGUUCCAAUCCUUUACCCGCGGAUUUUGCUACGUCGAUUUCGUCAAUCCGGACGGAGCUGAAAACGCCAUCAAGCACAUGGACGGUGGUCAGGUCGAUGGGCAGGAAAUUACCGCCAGUGCGAUUCUGGUCCAGAAGCAGCGCCCUCCGAUGAGGCGUCCCUCGCCCAUCAUGCGUAAUAACCGGCCACCACCGGGGCGUUGGCGUGGAGGAUCACCACGUCGGUACCAGCGCCGGUCGCCGAUGCGGGGUGGAGGAGGCCGCGGAGGCAGCCCACGUCGUCGACGGUCGCGCAGUCCGGUCAGAAGGAGACGCCACAGCAACAGUUCGGACAGCUCGCGUUAAGCCGCGAAUCGAGCUUCGACACAAACAAAAUGAUCAUAAUUUUCUUCUUAGGCUGGUAAGAGUAAUCCCGCCCCCCUCUUCUAUUCUUCGGUAAUAUAAUUCUUUGAGCACCUGCGGAGAGAGAGAGAGAGAAAGAAAAAAAAUCUCCAGAAUUUCUGUCACCGAUUACGAUUUGUAGCUUACGAUGAACAUUACAUGUUUUAAUAAUGUAUGCAGUAACAAUUGAUAUAAAUAAAGAAUACAUUCAUUCACCAAA